This is a messenger RNA of Trypanosoma brucei brucei TREU927, 1515 nucleotides long. RefSeq lists its product as hypothetical. The coding region runs from base 1 to 1515 and encodes 504 amino acids. Lineage: Eukaryota; Euglenozoa; Kinetoplastea; Trypanosomatida; Trypanosomatidae. The record is from RefSeq and is a predicted model, not a curated record. Gene Ontology annotation, molecular function: nucleic acid binding. The transcript has a single exon.
AUGCUUUUUCACACGACACCAUGCAGUGUCAACGGCGUGCCGUUAGUUUCAUUUAAUGCCGUUGCCCCCUUCAACGCUUCGAUGGGCGGCCCUCCUGUGGCGACUCCGCCGGGUCAACGGACAUUAACGACAUUUUAUUCAGAUCCCACGGCGUCGUGGCAAGCCGCGGUUCCGCUCGGUAAAAUAGCCUCACCGCCGCCGCCCUCGCGCGGAUCCGCAGCUUCGACCCCACCGAGCCUCACCGGCAGCAGCCCCAGCGUCCAACACUCCAGCCCCAACAGUCAACUCGGGUUUCGUGGCCACAGUGGCAUAAUUAUCACCAGCGGUGGUGGUGGUAACGUGCAUCAGUUCCAUCCCCAUCCUCAACAACAUCCCACAAUGAGUGGGAACAGCAGUAUUAACAGUACCAGCAAUAUGAGCCCAUUGCCACCGGGUGCCAUGCCAGCGUGUGCUUGGAAUCUUUCCAUGUCGCCACCGCCGCCCUCUUCACAGCCAAUUUAUGUUGUUCUGCCACAUGGUCCGGCACCAACAGCAGGAGGGCCGAUGCCUCCCGGAGCGGCGUUGACAGCAGCGCGAGCCCCGUCAUCUUUGCCCACUACUUUGCCAUCCCGCCGCGGAAACGGAAUGAUGUAUCAACUUGGGGAGUGGUAUGAGGGAGUCGUAAAGCGGUACAACCCGAUGCGUGGCUUCGGUUUCCUUACGGCAACACAUCAUCUGCAGGUCAUCCCGCCCGAUGUGGAUAACAGGGCGGGAUCUGUGAGUGAUGCUGAUGGCCAAAACUCGCAACAAACCGCAUCACCACCCCAAGCCACAUUACUGAGGACGCCCGUAACGGUCGGUGAUGUGUUCGUGCACCAGUCAUACAUCCGAAUGCAGGGGUUCCGUGCGCUCAGCACUGGUGACCGUGUUGCCUUCCGUGUUGGGAAACUUCCUGGUAAGGAUGCGAAUCAGGCUGUUUCAGUUCAAUUACUAUCCACGGCUAAGCCGGCAACUGGUGCAACUCCAACAGAGGAGGAGGAAGAGGACGUGCAGGGAUCAUCAUCGACAACAGCCACGACAGUUUUGUCAGGGUUUUCCCUCACGCAGCACUCAUCUAAGGAUCAUGAGGGUGAUGCGCAAAAUAGUGCCCCUGGCGUUACGGAGCAUGAUGUUACUGAUGAGAGCGUCACACAUUCCGACAUUACAGUGGAGCGACUUCUUGCACACAUUACCAGGCAUGCGAUUCCCUCUUCUGUCGCAUCAACUGCGGAGCCCCUCGACGGCACAGACGCUACGAAUGAUGACAAUAUUGGGGGAAAUGACAAUAUGAAAUGUUCCCGUGACGGAUGGGUUGAAAAUGCGCCAACUCAGCGCCGCCACCUUCCAUUUUGCCCUCGCCUGGAAGAAGUCGCCGCAGCUCUUGAGGCCACUGAUUUUCUUGGGGAAGCCGAACUGACAUCACCGCCUGCUCAAUGGGGUUUAUUGUCGCCAAGUACCGACGCUCGGGGGCUCUUUGGUGGAUUUGAUGGGAAAUGA